AUGGGACUCAACGAAGCCCCCGGAAAGGGCUCUGCAAAUUCCCAGGAUGUUCAUCCAUCGGGCAAGAGACCCCAUGGUCGAGCGGUGCAGAUCCUUCGAGGACUAGCUCUCGCGGUUUACUUCCUUACCUGCUGUGUGACUAUUGUCGUUUCGCAACUACUUGGGUGUUGGCUAUAUUUCGUGAACCGCGAGAUAUACUACGACUAUAUGUCCAUGACCAAGCGGUGGUUUGCCAUCGUCGUAACUUGGAUGACGCAGAUUUGGGGCCCGACAACGAUCCGAAUCAGCGGCGAUGAGUCGGUAGCGGGAGAAAUCCGUCCUAUGGAAGGUGGUGGAGUCCAAUUCAACUUUCCUGAGCGUUUGGUGAUGAUAGCGAACCACCAGAUUUAUACCGACUGGUUGUACCUCUGGUGGGUUGGCUACGUCAACCGAGCUUCGGCACAUGGCCACAUCUUCAUUAUCCUGAAGCAGUCGCUGCAGUACAUCCCCAUCAUUGGCUGGGGCAUGACGUUUUACAGCUUCAUCUUCAUGUCUCGAAAGAUGGCAACGGAUCAGCCUCGGCUUGCCUAUCGACUGGGGAAGCUGAAGCAGACCAGGACGGAUCCCAGCGGGAAGCAAUACCGCAUACCCAUGUGGUUGCUGUUGUUCCCCGAAGGCACCAAUAUUUCCGGAAACGGUCGACGAAAGUCUGCCAGUUGGGCAGAAAAGAAGGGGUGGAAAGAUCCUGAGCACGUGCUGCUCCCGCGUAGCACUGGCAGCUUCUUUUGUCUCAACGAACUCAGAGGAACGGUGGAAUAUGUCUACGACUGCACAGUGGCGUAUGAGGGUGUCGGACGAGGCAAAUACGGCGAGAACAUCUUCACUCUAUCUAGUACCUACCUCCAAGGUCGACCGCCCAAGUCUGUCAACUUCUACUGGCGACGAUUCAAGCUCUCAGACAUACCUCUCGACGACGCAGACGAAUUCGACGCCUGGCUGCGUGCAGAGUGGUAUAAAAAGGACGCGCUCAUGGAACAGUACCUGACAACAGGACGAUUCCCCGCCAUGGCUGGAUCCAAGGUCGACUUUAUUGAAACCAAGGUCCAGACGAAGAGUCCUUUGGAGAUUCUGCAGAUUUUCUCCGCUGUUGGCAUUGCUGGUCUCGUUUGGCGUAAUGUGCAGCGAUUUGGUGGUGCGGUUGCUGGAAGAUUCGGCUUCUUCGUGUAGAGAUGGUGCCGUUAUCGAAUGGACCGUGGCCCGGUUAUUCAGCAUCUCCGCCUUCAACUUUUUCCUAAGUAUUUUCUCGACAGUAUGAGGUUUUCAUUAGCGUUAUCAUGGCAUGCUUUCAGUUUGGCACGGGUUUCGUCUUUUCUUUUCUUGGACAGUCAACGGGGUGGUAAUCAAGCCGGCGAAUAAUACAGAAGAUCAAUGCAAGCUUUGGGUGUCUUCUGUUGGUGUGGAGUUUUGAGAAAGGGCAUUUCCUUGGGCGAGCCAUGAGUUGCCGAGGCAUCGUAUACCAUGGUGAACGGAAGGAAUCGGGUUUGACUGGGCUUGGCUUGUUUGACUUCGAUUGAUUGGAGUCUAUUGGAUUUAGUACCGCUUCUAAGUGGCAAUAGUAGAUAAUGAAGCAUUCAUCAUUGG
Trichoderma virens Gv29-8 is the source of this 1620-nucleotide messenger RNA. RefSeq lists its product as uncharacterized. Gene Ontology annotation, cellular component: endomembrane system. Bases 1 to 1206 code for a protein of 401 amino acids. Lineage: Eukaryota; Fungi; Ascomycota; Sordariomycetes; Hypocreales; Hypocreaceae. Gene Ontology annotation, molecular function: acyltransferase activity. The transcript is spliced from 4 exons. The record is from RefSeq and is a predicted model, not a curated record.